CACACCUCACCCCGACCCGUAUGUCAAGCAGCUAAGUCGGACCCACAUAGGCUAGGUGAGGACCUUCCACGCCCACCCUCAGCUUCGCACACGCGUGAUCACGCCAUACUCAGCACGAGGCCAUCCCCCAGGGACCUCGUUACACACCUCGCCCGCUCGACAGAGAGGGAAAGAGGGUUUCUGUUUUGAGGACGCCGCAAUGGCUAGCUCUACGGGGGACAGCAGCAGCGUUGUCGGCUCAGGUUUCGAACUGUCGCGAAUUAUCGAGGAGCACAGGCGCCAGGACGAGAAACGCCGCGUCAAGCGGGCGGCGAAUCGCAAGUCCGCGAGCACGAGCCGCGCGCGAAAGAAGGCGUACGUGGACGACAUGACCGCCAAGAACGAGCGGAUGAAGCAGCACGCCCUGGUCCUGUCGAUGCUACCGGACCUCGUCCUAGCCGUGUGCCGCACCGGCGAGAUGACGUACGUCUCACCGGCCUGCCAGUGGCUGCUGCUGCACUCGCCCGAGGACAUGACCGGCGCAAACAUCUUCGAGCUCGUCGCGCCAGAGUGCCACCCGCUGCUGCGCAAGAUCAUCUCGGACAACCUGUCGCGUCCAGUCAAGUCCAUCGGCGGUGGGGCGGCGGCGGCGGGGCGGCGGGCGGCGGGGAGCUGGUCUUCGGCUAAAUCCUUGCAAGGCGAGGGCUCUGCGGAUGGAGACGGGGUGGGGGGGGGCGCCGAUGCGACCGCUGGAGACGGCGAGCCGCAAUGCCGCGAGAAAAAGGGGGGGAACCACAGGGAACGUCCCCAGCAGCGGUGUCGACAGCCGCAGUCUCAGCCGGGGGAAUGCGGCGGAAUUGGAAACGGGGGCAGGGGGGGGGGCGCUCCGACGUCGUCGUCGUUGCAAGGGCCGCCGAAGAUGAAGAUGCUCAGAGUUUUCCGCGGCGAUAAGACCACGGUGUGGUGCGAAGGCCGGCUGAGCGUGCGGAACGCCAAGAGCCACGAUGGCUACAGCACGGCCGCCCCCGUCCCGCUGGAGAUCGUCCUCACCCUUCGCACGGUAGCGGAGGGCGGAAAGACGGCCGUAGCGCGCGAGUUCGCGGGCGGCCAGCUUUCCAUGGCAACGGGCCCCUCCUCAGCGUCGGCGGGGAAGGCGUGUGCUGGUAUGGGGGCGCCGGCGCCGGCGCCGGCGGAUGCAGACGAUGCGGAUCGAGAGGAAGACGCGGAAGAGGAGUACGUUGAGGCAGACGACGACGGCUACCAGUGCGAGGUGGAAGCGGCAGAAGAAGACAGCAACAACAGCGGCAGUGGGAACGAUUCGGGCACGAGGGGGGGGGGGGGCAAGGGAAAACGCGCCGUUGUUACACCAAGCCCUCGGGGCUUCAGCGGUGCAAGCGUCAAGCAGGAGCCCGAGGCGACCGGCACUCCGAAGAUGGCCGGGGCGGCGGAGGCGGAGGCGGAGGCGGCUGACCCCGCGGUUGGCAGGGAAGAGCGGUCGCUCUCGAAGAAACGGCAACGCGUGAGCCUCAGCAAUCGCAUGGACGAAGAGCUGAGCGGCGGCGGAGGCGGUGGCGGCGCGGACAAGUGUGGCGAGGACAACUCUUCCACCGGGGGAGACACGGGAGGUUUUACCACCCACGAAGGGAGCGUCUCCUGCAGCAACGAAGCUGACUCAACCGGGGAGGGCUGGAACAACGAAGGCUCGAGCAAGUGGGGAGAUGGGGAUGGCGGCGGCGGCGUGAACGCGCCGGAAGGGAGGGAUUCGUACCGGGAUUGCGGCAACAGCAGCGAGGACGGUGACAGGGAUGUUGACGGUGUGUCCGAAGAAAGCACUUCGGCGGGAAGAACGGAGUUCGGAGACGACGUCCAGAAUGCGGUUCAGAGUCUCAUCUUGAUGGGGGGCGACUACAGCAACAAGGCGGCUCAAUGACGAUCACUUCUGCUCGUUCGUUCGCUGCUGCUGCUGCUGCUGCUCACAUCAGUUUCUAGGAUAGGCCGUUUCUCGUUUGGUGAACCAUUCCGUCGAGAAACGCAGGCGUGUACGUAUGCACAGGUGUCUGUUGUUGUAACCGUUUUCCAGUUUCCGUGUUCUUGUAUUCGGGGUGGAUGUUUUUUCAGUCAAGGCACCGUUUGCUUUGCUGCCUAGGGCUAGGAGUGCCGGCAAAAGCUCAGUGGUGCGAUAUACUGCGGAAGUUGUGUUUUGCAGAAGAUGGCUUCCUUGUUUGCUUGCCCCUCUGUUGUCCUUCGUGGGUUGUCCUGCUGAGGUUGUCUAUGUAAGCAGGCAACGGCCGGGUGUGUAAGUAUUGGAAGCACAAUAGAGACGUUUCAUUUGGGAAUAACCGUUUCAGAGUGCAUGCUGAGAGAGGUCAAUCUCAUCAAAUGCAAUGCAGGCGAUAAUCGCACACGGGCACGAGCAGAGAGAGUUAUCGAGGGGCGUCGUUUUCUCUUCAUGCGAAGAGUGAUGCUCCUGCUGCUUCUUGCGAGCAUACUUAACCCAUUUGUCUCCCAGGGAGGUAGGCGUGCGCGCUUCGUCGUUGAUUUCAUUUUGUCUGUUCGUGGAAGAAGAGCACGGAAGACAAUUUUUCGUAGGGUAGGCGCACCCACCUCAUAGUUACUUGUCCCCUUGUCCUUUGACACGUGAAGAGAUGAAGAGUCAACCAUGUAGGUUUUUCCUUAUAUACCAAAGUGGGUCUUGCCACAGGGAGCUCCCGAUGAUGAAGAGCAGUGGCGACUUGAGAGCUCGGCCCGCCACGGACGCAUUCCUCGAGACUCGUUGGUCACGAAGAACACUUGCGUACUGCUGUUGAGGAAGUACUUAUUUGAUUGCAAUGACGGCGGUGGCAAAAUUCGCGGGCCCGCCGAUAUGCAUAGCCCCAGCAAUUUUGUUCACGAAGUUUUGGACUGUUUCAUCUGCAACCGAAUCUAGUGUGGGCUGACGAGGAGGAGUGCCGAUGGGGAUUGAUUGUCGUGUAUAGUAUACUCGGGAGUCGAAACGAAGCUUGCGCGGAGGAAGAGGUGAUGGAAUGAAACCAUAUUUUCAGCUUUGCGUAGCAAGCACACGUUAAUAAACCAUGCAUGGCACCAAGUGGGAAGCGUCCUCCUUUAUAUUUAUUUUGUUUAAUUUUGAUCGGUUUUCGAGGGCUCUAUUCUCGAACGGUCGGUGCGGUACCUGUUAUUUCCUUUUUAUCAGUUUGUUUUCUCUUCCGAAUAGUUUGUACCCUUUUUUUGUUUUGUUUCCCCGCGG
Messenger RNA from Ectocarpus sp. CCAP 1310/34, 3223 nucleotides. The record is from the annotation of a GenBank genome assembly. NCBI's taxonomy places the organism in Eukaryota, Phaeophyceae, Ectocarpales, Ectocarpaceae.